ACACGCUCAGCAUCGUUUACUUAGCACGGCAAAGCCUUGCGCAUCUACUCCGUAAUGGCCACCGGCAUGAUGAAGCUCCCGACGGAGCUGCGAUGUCAAAUCAUGGGCUACAUCGUAACCUGCGAUCGUAUCGUGGUUGCACCUAAGAAACUUCGUACCCCCAAAGCGAAGAAGCAAGAACGCGAUGUUUCCACGAUUCGUGAGCCACUUCACGCUCGCCUUUGCCUCGCAGGAGAUGACACUCGAAUACCGGAGUUUCAUCGAAGACCGCAUUCGCAAGCACAAGGACUUGUUCUGCGUCAUCGUUAAGGACCUCGAAUUCGCAAACUUCGCAGCCCUACUCAAGCAGCUUGAGGCGAGCAGCGGCACCAGGACGAGGACAGGCGACAAACACCUGACUCCGAAGGAUAGUGUCAGCCGCCUUGGACGCUUCUACCACAAGCCCACACAUCCGCAGGCGUACGCGCGAGCUGAUAGCCCUUGUUUCCUCGUCAAACUCGUCUUCACCGCCAGCCUUGACAACUUUGUAGACGAGAGGUGGGUCAGGCUCCUUCGUUCUAUCAGUGUUGCCGAGAAGCAGCACGGCCAGCUCAACCUGCUCGUCAAGGUCGGCCAUGUUGUGCCGACUCCAGCUUUGUCGAUUUUGUUGAGCCACCACUUCAACGUCAAAACUGCGGGAGGGCAUUUGAACUACCUCACCGCCGCGCUAUCCAGAGUGUUAAGAGCGCCGCUAGAAACCCGGUACCUGCUGGGACACGACAUCAACGAGCCAACCCUCAUCGACACAGACGAGGUUGAUUAAUGGUCGAUGUAGCAAGAACGGAAGACUGGGACUCCACCUGAUGUGCGCUAUACACCGGAGUCAAUCGGAGGCUUGCCACUGCUACCGAGUAUGAUGAGUAGGAUCGAGGUGAUGACCGAGUCUAUCGAGCCAGACCACAUGGGCUUCGUACAGUCUGUCAAGCCAGACCACACGAGCUUCGUACCGCUGCCGCCACCCGACGAAGAGGUGGUGGAUGCACUGGAGGCAGAAACCGACGAGCCGGGCAGGCUCAUGUGGGGCCUGCAGCAAGGCUACAGCGGUGGCUGGAACCCGUCAUGCAUAUCACGGAAGCA
This is a messenger RNA of Baudoinia panamericana UAMH 10762, 1116 nucleotides long. RefSeq lists its product as uncharacterized. NCBI's taxonomy places the organism in Eukaryota, Fungi, Ascomycota, Dothideomycetes, Mycosphaerellales, Teratosphaeriaceae. The record is from RefSeq and is a predicted model, not a curated record. The transcript has a single exon. The coding region runs from base 185 to 802 and encodes 205 amino acids.